This is a messenger RNA of Tyto alba (common barn owl), 4382 nucleotides long. RefSeq names its product solute carrier family 46 member 3 (gene SLC46A3). The record is from RefSeq and is a predicted model, not a curated record. Gene Ontology annotation, biological process: vacuolar transmembrane transport. The coding region runs from base 242 to 1636 and encodes 464 amino acids. Lineage: Eukaryota; Metazoa; Chordata; Aves; Strigiformes; Tytonidae. The transcript has 5 exons. Gene Ontology annotation, molecular function: transmembrane transporter activity. Gene Ontology annotation, cellular component: lysosomal membrane.
GGCGGAGGAGAGCGGGCGGCGGGGGCACCUUCCCCCGGGCAGAGCCCGGCCGAGGGAGGCGGUGGCGGGAGGAGGCGCUGCCGGGGCCCGGCGGGAUCGCGGAGGGCUCGCUGAUGGUCUGCCGGGCAGGUAGGGGCUGUCGGCGGCCGGCAGGUCGGGUGUUCCCCCCCCCCCCCCCCUUCGCACCGUGAGUGAUCGCGUUGUGUUUUCUGGUGCGCAGGAUUAAACCCCGAGCGCAGAAAUGAGGAAGGUUUUGUGCGUGGAGCCCGUCAUUUUCAUCUACAUAUUUGUGUCUUCCUUGACAAGCCCGCUGGUGCAGCAGUUCAUCUACCGGCGGCUGUGGGAGGAAGAGUACAACUCCACUUUCGUAAGCGAUAGCAAUGCCACUUACUGUGAACAGAAUAAAAGUAGCCCGGCUUAUAUAAAGCAGAAGGCGGUUCAAGAAAAAGCCUCUGUUUUUAAUAUGCAGUUGGACUUAACUGGGGCAGUUCCCAGCCUUAUAGUUGCUUUUGUCAUUGUAGCUAAUGGGGAUCGCCAGGGACGCAAAAGGUCUUUAGUUUUACCAUCAGUGGGAGCUUUGAUUGCUAAGAUUUGCCUCACUGUGAUAUCACAUUUUUCCUUAUCACUCUCUAUCCUAUUUGUGGUUGCAUUUGUUACUGGACUGUUCGGGGGUAUGGCCACUCUCCUUGGAGGAGGCUUUGCUUUUAUAGCAGAUGUGUGUCAUGAUGAGAAGCAGAAAACAACACGAAUAGCUGUGGUGGAUUUGAUUUUUGGGGUUGUAUCUGGAUUGGCAGGAUUGUCAUCUGGCUACUUCCUAAGAGGAAUAGGCUUUACAUGGACAUUUGUGAUAGCAUCUCUGCUUCAUGUUGUUAAUAUUAUCUAUAUUAUCUUUUUUCUGGAAGAUACAGUAGGCACAUCUGAAUUCCAACAUGAGGCAUCAGUAUCAUGCAGAGAACUCCUUAGAGAGACAUUUUCUGGAGUGUACAUGCUUUUUAAAACUGCCCCUCGUAAAAAGAGAAUUUUAAUAAUUGUGUUACUUUUUACAUUUAUGACUUACUUGUUUACUAUGAUUGGUGGGAGUUCACUUUUUACACUGUAUGAACUGGAUGAGCCACUCUGCUGGAAUGAAGUGUACAUUGGAUAUGGAGCAGCUGUGUUCACUUCUGUCUCUCUGACCAGUUUUUUAGGAGUUUACCUAUUUUCUAAAUGUCUCAGAGACAUUUAUAUUGUUUUUAUCGGGAUAUUUUCUUACAUUGGAGGAAUGGUCAUGGCUGCCUUUGCCAAAACUACCCUGCUCAUGUUUUUAGUAAGAGUGCCAUCUUUGCUCUGCUUUAUGCCUAUUCCUGUUCUCCGAUCCAUGCUGUCAAAAGUGGUUCUCACUGGUGAACAGGGUGCUGUGUUUGCUUGUAUUGCCUGUUUAGAAGUCGUGACCGGCAGUAUUUCACUUUCCGUUUUUAAUACUCUCUAUGCAGCCACUGUUGCAUGGUUUUCAGGCUUUAGCUUCCUCCUGUCAGCAGGCCUUUGUCUAAUUCCACUGGCUGUCCUAUGCUGGCUUUUGUGCACAAGCUGGAACGGGGAGGACUUGGCUCUGCUUGUACCUGAAGAAGUAUCCAGCAUAGAGAGCACUGAUAGUUGAACAAAGGAUUCACCUACCUGGGUUUUCUAACCUGACAUGCAGUGGCAGAGACCAUCACGUCAUACAGAGACCAUAGAGAUAACACAACAGUUGCAGAUGCAAUCUCAAAGUGACCCUGCAGCAAUAAGCACUAAAUUAGUAGCACUUUAGAUCCAGUCUCUUUUUAGCACUUGAAUAAAGCUAACUCUUAUACUUAACUACGCAGAUAGGCUGGCAAUGGAGAUUUUAAUGCUGCUUUCAGCAUGAAGAAAAAAAUAAGGUAGGAUGAUGCUCUUUUCCCACUUACCCUUUCUCAGGUUUGAGGAUGUCAGCUGUGGAUGGUGAUACAUCUUGUAUUAUUCUAAGUGGAGUGACAGAGAUAAGCUUAUCAACUCAGAGGGUGCUGGCAAUUCUGCUGAAGCCAGUGGCACUCAUGCCAGCUGAGGAUGUGGUUCACUGUGUACAUCUUAAAAGGCCCGUCUUAAUGGUAAAGGCCCCAAACCUGUCUAAAAUUACUGAAAUAAAAGGUAGUUUUUUUCAGAAAGUGGCCAAACUGGAGGCAGUACUUGCACCUGCUGUAAGUAGACUUACUGCUCUGAAGUUAGCAGAGUGUGCAAGUUUAAUGUAUGAUGUGUGGACCUUGCCUGUGACUUAGUUCUUAAAAUGGAUUUUCACACAGAAGUCAGAAAACUUCCAGCUUGCAGAGUGUGAAGCUAGGCCUAUGCCUACAUUUUGCAGAGGCCAUAUUGCACAUUUAUUUUUAUCAUUUUCCGUAUAUUUGGGACUGCAUGCAGACACCUCUAUUUUUUGUCCCAUAGCUAUUUCUUGUUUUCUAGUUAAGUUGGCUGUUCUUAUCUUAAAUGUUUCUUCCAUUGAAAGGCUGUAAUAGCAUUUCUUUUCAGUGGAUCUUUGAUUAUUUUUUUAACAACCCUGAAAUGAGGUGACCAAAUCUGAAUCAUGCAUCUAAUCAUCUUGCACUGAAUGCAGCAUAAUUUAUGAGCACUUGAACAUCAUUUCUCAUCUUCAAAGCACUUUACGAAUGUUAUUAAGAACCUCCUUUCAUAAUAGAUAUUAUCCUCCCUGUUCUAGAGAGAGAGAGGCAAACAGAGAGGACAAGUGACUUGCCCAGGGCCACAGUGCAAACUGCUGAGACUGCCAGACCUAGGAAUCAGUUUCUGCACUGACUCUUCAGCUUCUUGCUUGAGAUCUUUAAGCAGAAAAUAUCCAGAGAAUUAGCUGCUGGAAUGCACAGGGCAGCAAAAGUGUAAAUAUAACACCCUGUUAAGGACCACUCCCACAUUGCUUUUUUCAGAGAGAGUUUGGCAGCCAACGCUGUUGUGAUCCCUUGAAGUACAGGUAGGUUGUACGUGACUCUCUUCCCCCAAAACUGAUUAGGUAGAGAAAUUAAAUAAUGUAAAGCGGUUGGCAUUUACAGAAGGAAAAUUCGAGGAAAGCAACUAAGAUGUAGGAACUGACUUCACAUGCAUACAGCAUAGGAUAAAAAUUAAGAUGGACAUUGUACAUGCUGUAUGAUCAGUGAUUUGCUGACAGCCUUUAAUAUCCACCAUAGGAACAGAAUACUUCUGCAGAACUUCUCAGUGGUACUCCACCAAAAAGUGUUGGUACCGCAUCAUGAUGAUACAAUACCAGCAGCCUGGUCUAGUGGAAGGUGUCCCUGCCCGGGGCGGGGGGGUUGGAGCUGGAUGAUCUUUGAAGUCCCUUCCAACCCGAACCGUUCUGUGAUUCUGUUUGGGUCUGUGAUCCUUCUUGUUUGAACAACGCCAUUGUUUUCAAGCUAUGCAUUGUGAUCACUGAGAAGUUUGGAAAAGGGUUCAAAUAAGGUAAAAAGAGAGCUUAUGCUAUCCAGAAGACCACUACCAACCCAUCACUGGUGCAAAUAGUGGGGUUUAUCCAGCACAGGGGAAAUGAACAUUUACACAGCCAACAGCUAUAGCCAGCUCUUGCACUUGUCCUGACCUACCAAGGCUGAUGUCAGCAAUUAAAGAUCGUUAGCUUUUCCUAGCUAGUUUAGACACCAGCCAGUAAAUAAAACUGCUUAACUCUCCUCCCUUGAGGUGCACAAGCUGCUGCCAGCUUGUUGAAGUAAGCUGAAUUUUCCAAUAAUCAGUGGGUCCAAAACAUAAUGCGUGCUUUUAGAGAGAUUAAGAAAACACUGAUGCAAAGGAUUUCAGCACAAAGAUUACAUUGUCUUCCUUGCCUCUUCAUUAUGCACUUCUGUAAGGCUUUAUGAAGUUCACUGUUUCAUACAAAACCGCCUGGAAAAAGUAAAGCAAAUUAAGAAGGGCUGUGUGCCUUCAGUGCACACCUCUGCCAGCCCUCGGGAGCAACAGUUCCACAGAGGCCCUGUGUCAGGCCAAAGGAGAACAAGCACGUACACUUCAGGAAUGGCUUUGUUAUGGUUUGAUUUUGCUCUACAAAGUACUUGGUGUUUGCAGAGUAUUUCGGGUAGACACAGCAUUGAGAACUGGUUGUAAAUUGAGGUCAAAACAUGAGGGAUAUGAACUGUGUUUUUGAAGUGCCUAGCACAGUACAAGCUGAGGAAAGCAGGUACUAAUGUGCUUCCGAUUAAGUCAAAAUCUUCCUAGUUUAUAAUAGUUGCUCUAUUUGUAUGUAAGUGCAAAUCAUUAACAGAAAUUAAUAAUGAAGUUUGGUUUUUUAGACUCCAUGUUGUAUGUGUAGUUCUUGCUUUGUUUUUUGACAAACACUGGUGGAAGAAUGUUUACAUAAACAUAAGCAGCAGCACUGU